AUGGGCUGGAACGCUUUUAAGCGACGACGGCCGAAAGGAAGAGAACCCAACCCGGCCGCUACUCCUGCUGUCCAGCAGCCUUACAACCGUAGCAACAUUAGCGGCACCGGCAGAGGACAUGUCGAUUCCACUGUGCAGGCCGCACCACCUACACGUAAACACCUGACCAUAUAUCGAACCAUUCUCUCCAAAAACAAAACAACCACAAAUACCAGCACCGACGCGGCUCCCCAUGAGCCUCAAUUCGUCAUGGCUCCGGCAGCCUCCCUGUCUCCAAUCGUGGAGGAGGCGCUCCACGGCCGCCCUCCUUUGGCGGUAAAGGUUCAAGUCACCAUCGCCGAUAAGCCGGCCUACACCAGAGUUUAUGUUAGCUCACCGAGCCUCCGCCCUUCGAAGCGACUGUGUCAAGGCCUGCUCCGCCGUGUCGAGCACUGCAGCAAGGAGUUCAUAACCCGAAGAGAUUCGGAAGCCCUUUUGCACCGUCGGUUCGGCCAAGCACCUAGCGCCCUGAGAUAUGAAAUAACCUACACCAUCGUCCGAUCUGGUGAUGUCUGGGCUGAGGAAACCUUCAAGUCGUAUCAGCUGGCACCCGUUACCGAUGAGCUGGCAAACGAGAUCAUCCUGUCCAGCCACUACGUUGUCGGUCUUUUCCUAAGGCGGCACGAUAAAGAGUUCAAGUGGACCCAAGAACCAGCGUCGGAUAGGCUAUCAAAAAGGUUAUCCGCAUCAUCAUCGUCACUAAGCCCCUACGACGCCCUCACGCUUGGAUGUGUACCACAGUCUAGGUUUAUCGAAUCCACACAGUCCUUUGAGUUCAUCCCCGGCUACAGCAUCGAGCUUUCGUUCCGGAGCUUCACUAGUCACCGACGUACACAGCGGGAAUGGACCAGGAGUCUACGGCUGAAGAGUGCUCAAGAUACACCGCUCAACCUCGCCCAAAGCGAGAGGUUGUUAUGGGACUCUUUCGAGGCGGUGAACUCGGCCAUCAGCGCCAAGAAGCGCUCUUUUGAGCUCGAACACGAGUCCUGCGAGUGGUUGGAAGGCCCUGUUGAUUGCCAACACUUUGAAGAGAACGCAUUGAGUAUCGACCUAAGGAUUGGCAACAACCUUGGCCCAGUGUACGAACACAUGCACCGCAGCAUUCGCUCCAAGCUGUCAAUGUUUAGACAGCAGGAUGGCGAGGACUGCUAUGCUUUUCUUCGUGAUGUACAAACUCAGCUUCUCAAGCUCCGAGACUUGGCCGACGAGCAAGUCUCUCGCACAAACGACUUUGAAUUGAGGAUAUUAGAAUUGACGGGUGCACAAGGCUGGAAGAUAUCCAGACCGACAAAGGUCACACUCGACCACACCAAAUCGCACUCGCAACGGACCGUCGAGGCCGUUCUCGUCCGUCUCCAUACUGGAAUUACAGAAGUUCUCGGCGCCCCUAGCGCAUCCGUACACGUUGCAGCAUAUAAAAGGGGCCAUCUCAUAUUAGAUAGAGAAAUCGGUGCGCAAGAAGGGUCCAGCAAGAAGCCGUCCAACAAGACAAGUAGCCCUGUGAACAUACAGGCCGAGAAAGACUAUCUAGUCCCAGCUUUGGAAGCACGGAUCCGUCAAGACCUGGAAAUGCUGCUCAAAGAUACAUGCUCUUUGGAAGGCCUUCCUGAGGACGAGGACGAGGUUCCGACACCGACCACGUCUGUAUCGCCACAAACCCAAGAUGAAGAGGACACACAGGUGGACUACACGGAAAUCUCUGCAUCCACCCAGGGCUCGAUAAGAAGGUUCCCGUUAUCCAAGAGUCCAGAGGAAUCACGGGCCGCGACGCCGUCACAGCAAUCGCCGAGACCGCUCAGGAGGAAAAAGACCUUCAUCAUACCAGCCUCGGGGGAUAGCCCAGCCUACCGAAUCUUCCCCCUGGUUCCUGAAAAGUUUAUCCAGAGUCGCUCCCGCCAAAACAGCGAGUCUACUCUCUCCACUCAAGUCUCGGAGUCAUCUCCUGCCGUUCUCAAAAAGGUCAACGUGCAACCGGUGCACGUCAUCGACCCAGACCUGUUCAGGGGCCAUGCAUUUUCGGGCUCUGACGGCACCGAAUCAGAGCAUGCAGGCACGGUGCCUGAGAUAUUGUCAGAAGAGUCUGAUCGAUCCGAGUGUGGAGGGACGGAGUUAUCAGGUGCCGAAGAUUACGUCUUCACGCAGGAGUCCUCGCUAAUGAGCGAUGCUCAAGACUCGGUGGCGGGAGAUAUGGUUGAGCUUGAUUGCGUCGACGCUGCUGAGGCCUCUGUCACGCAGCUAGGUUCCCAGUCCGAAGCCAAGUAUGGCGGCCGCGCCCUUGAGGAAAAGGCCGAUUGUGCAGAUGCAGAGACUUCUGAGGACGCUAGCAAGCGUGCAAGCCUAAGCCGUGAUGAUGAGUCUAUUCCUUCAACGCCUGGGCUCAGCCAUGGAGAAGGACCAUCGCCUCGCGACAGUUUCUUGAUGACACCGCCAUUCUCAAAAUCGAUUCCUGUUGCCUGUCCCAGGAUACCAUUAUCGUUUGAUUCCGCAGCUGGAGAAGAUGGUCAUUUAAGCUACGCAUCUAGCGAGACGGAAGAUGAAGAGAAGACGCCAACUGGGUCAACCCCAGAGAUACCUUUGACGCAGGAGUUGGCACUUGCGCCAGCAAAUGAAACGCCAGAGAUGGACACUAUCGUUCUGAGAAAUGCGGACAGUUUCUCACAGAGUGACGCAUCGUUCGGCUUUGACGAAGACCAAGCACUGACAGAGUUCCAUCCGUCAGCUUCGGGAACCCCUACACAAUCUGUGGCAGAACUGGCGUCAUCUUUGGUCGCCGCAUCGAUACAGGUACCAGAUGUGGAGCCUCCGCGAAGCGCCGGAACUAUUGUCGCUCCUACCGCAGCAGCAGAAGGGGCCGAGGACAACGUCUUUGACAGUGCAUUCGCCGAGAAGUCGGUCGUCCAAUCGCCGACUGUGCUGAUGAACUCCCGCCCAUCGACCAGUCUUGGAGAUAGCUUGCCUGAGCUACAGCCAGCUCGGUCCAGACGCACGAUCGAGCGGCCGAGCCCUAUCCUCAUCACCAGAAACAGCGUGUCGUCAUGGGAGGACUAUAUCAGCGCUAGCCAACGGGACUCUGUCGAUACCAUCAAGUCCGAGGUGGACGUAUCCGCCAUCAUGUCGGACGACCAGCCAACGGCGCGCCCGCCGAGCCCGGUACGCCGCAAAUCCAUCCCUACUGCGGGCGUCUUGGGCCUCCACGAGGCGGGGAGCAGGCGGUCGGGACCCUUUGGGGCUCUCAAGAGCGCCUUCUCUGGCGGCCAACACUGGCUUGACAGUGAAAGAUUCCGGGGCAGCGGGUCGAGCUCGCGGCCGCAGACCGCCCCGGGCCUCGUCGCGCAAAAGUUCUUCCCCGAGGGUGCCAGCACGCCGCCUCCUCCAGAGAGCCCCGUGACGCCGACGACCAGGUCGCCUCGCCGUCCAUACAUUCGGAAACGCACCAAGAGCAUCGCCACCGCCACCAUCAUCCGGACCACCCCGAAGCGGCCGCACAAGUCGCACAGGGGCCGAGCCAAAUCGGCUGCUUUUGCCGAGCUGGAACGUGGGCGAGAGCAGAAGCAGGGCAAAGAAGCCGAAGCACUGGACGGAACUGGUGAAAAGCCCAUGCUACCACGCUUCAUGAUGCUGUUUGCCGGUAUGGCUGUUGCGUCGUCGAUGCUCAACAAGAACUAA
Molecule: messenger RNA, 3705 nt
Organism: Pyricularia grisea
Lineage: Eukaryota; Fungi; Ascomycota; Sordariomycetes; Magnaporthales; Pyriculariaceae
Exons: 1
Coding region: 1-3705 (1234 amino acids)
Source: RefSeq, a predicted model, not a curated record